UUCUAGCUGAAAUGCUUGGCUCUAUAACACAAGGUGCCAUAAUUAGGUCCUGUUUCCAAAGUGUUGAGUUAAUGGAUGCUCCUUCAAAGUUUUUUUUCAAUUUAGAAAAAAAGAAUGGACAGAAAAAGUUCAUUCAUGCCUUGAGGUCUGAAAAAGGAGCUUUAUUGACCAAUCAGAAAAAGAGCUCUACAUGUUUACAAAGCUUUGUAUAAAAGUGAAAUUCCAGAAAUAAAUAAUGAUAGUUUUGGUUUUUUUGAAAACUUGCCACAGAUAUCUGAAGAUGUCAAUAAAGAAAUAAGUAAAACUCUCAGUUUAGGGGAACUUGAAGAUGCACUUAAAAGAAUGGAAAAUGGUAAAACACCAGGAAUCGAUGGCAUUACAGUUGAAUUUUAUAAAGCUUUCUAGCCAGAGGUGGGUCCAGAAUUAGUAGCAGUUUUCAAUGAGAGUCUAGUAAAUGGACAGCUAUCACGAAGUUGCCGAAGAGCAAUUAUUACUUUAUUGCCAAAGAAAGGCGAUUUGAAUGAAAUUAUGAACUGGAUACCUGUAAGUUUAUUGUGUAAUGACUACAAAAUGCUUUCAAAGGCCCUUGCCAUUAGAUUAGGUAAAGCCAUCGAGUAUGUUGUACAUUCAGAUCAGUCAUACUGUGUGCCAGGCAGAAUUUUUUUUCGAUAAUGUCUCCUUUAUCAGAGACAUUUUAGACUGUGGAAAGCUCUUUGAUUUAGAUUUUGGUCUAAUUUCAAUUGAUCAAGAGAAGGCAUUCGACAGAAUUGAACAUGUGUAUUUAUGGAGUGCUUUAAAAGCGUUUGGUUUUAGCCCAGAUUUUAUUUCAAUGAUAAAAGUCUUGUAUUGUGGUGUUGAGAGCGUAUUAAAGAUUAAUGGUGACUUAUGCUCUCCCUUUAGAGUGUAUAGAGGUGUUAGACAAGGCUGUGCAUUGUCAGGAAUGUCCUCUUCGACGCCCUCCAGCUCUGGCGCCCCCCACUCAGGCGGCCCCCCUGGAGGAGACCGCGAAGAGGAGACCAUCGCCCCAUCAGCAGCCGCGGCGAAGCGGCCGUCAUGGGAAGACCUCAGGGGGAUCGAGGCUACCAUUGGGCCCGACCCCAGCCACAUCGCUGGGAAGUCGGAUAGGGACGGAUCCUGCCCCGUCUCUCCAUCUGCUGGCCCCCUCCGGGGGGCUAGCGCCCACUUACUCUCAAAAAAGGAGAGUUUCCUCUCUCUCUGGGUUACCACAGCGGCUCUCACCCUCUGCACGACGGUGAACGGCAAACUCGACGUUGCGUCAUGGCGAAGCGCAAUGUCGAGUAUAAACACCAGCCCUCAGCACUCUCAGUCAGACAGUGCGUUGAGCUGCGCAGUCGCCAGGCAGGAAAAACAGCAGAGCCGAUCUCCUCCCCGGGGGACCUCCCCCGGCAAGGAAUCUGUACUGCUAGCCAUCGAACCACCCCCCAGGGGGACGAUGAAAAAGAUCGUACCUUAG
This is a messenger RNA of Triplophysa rosa, 1474 nucleotides long. RefSeq lists its product as uncharacterized. The coding region runs from base 617 to 1474 and encodes 285 amino acids. NCBI's taxonomy places the organism in Eukaryota, Metazoa, Chordata, Actinopteri, Cypriniformes, Nemacheilidae. The transcript has 2 exons. The record is from RefSeq and is a predicted model, not a curated record.